AUGAGAAGUCAGACGUCCGCUUCAACUCAGGCGGCGUGGCUCUGCACAAUUUACAAAGGUACUCUUAUCGACCACCAAAUUGAAAGCAUCAAGAGGUCCCCCGAGCUGCAAGAAAUGGUUAGUGCAACGAUGCCCACCGGACCUACGGCGAUGGACCUUGUGGGAAGAGUGAGAAUGGGCCUCACUCCGUCUUUCAACCUGGCCGCCUCAGGUCAGGCAACCCAGUCACCUGGACCGGCGUCCGAGGUUCCAGUUAGAUCGGAUGGCACUGCCCUCUUAGAUUGUGAAGCGACCUCUAUUCUGCCACGGCAUGUCAUCCACGCCCUCAUCAACCGAUAUGUCCAACGUCUUCUCCCUAGAGCGCCCUUCAUAGCCGAAGACGUCCUGUGGAAACAAGCCGAGAACGUGAUGGCCACUCUCGACCCACACAGCGACGAAUCGACCUCCAAGUCGAGCCGCCGGAUCAAGCCAUCGUAUGAUCACCUCGUCGUUUGCACUGUGCUUGCCAUCUCUGCAACACUGGGUUGUAGCUACAGCGCCCACGAGUCGAGGUACAUGGCGUUCUCGGAAAUCCUAUUCAACGAAGGGAUUCAACAUAUGCGGAACGAAGCCAUCUUUCCUGACGAUCUGGCCGCCAUACAGGCAACUCUGUUGAUCCUGCAGUACGCCGAAAUCAAUCCGAAAUGUGCCAACAUAUGGGUCCUUGGAGGCGCUGCCAUGCGGUACUGCCUUGAUCUCGGCCUUCACCGGGAGCCUAUGCCAGAGCCGCUGGAAGAAAGAACGGCCGCCUCGCUAAACCUACGCAGGAGUAUCUUUUGGAUGGCAUAUUGUAUGGAUCGAGCCAUCUGCUCGGCCUUACAGAGACCGCUUUCCAUCCCUGAUCCCGCCAUCACAACCGGGUAUCCCGUCCUUGGACUCGAAAAGCUGGGGUCCUCUGACAUGGCGGACGGCGCCAAAGAUAGCAUCCCGCCGUCAGCGCGCAAAAGUGUGGCUUUCCAUCAGAUACUUUAUUGGCGGAUUCAAUCGACUAUCAUGGAAGCACAAGCGCGUGGGCUUUCCCUGGACGGCCACCAGGAGGAUGAAGAGUGGUUCGCUUCCGUUGAGCGGUCACUUCGGCAAUGGUACGAAGAUUGUUGGCCGAUCGAUGCGGCUCAAGCAGAAUUUGGACUGGUACACGGAUUGGUCAGCCUCUAUCGACCGCGAGCGACGUCGACGUCGACCCGCUCUACCGCCCACGUACAUGUCGCAUUCGCGAAUGCGUGCAAGUCAACCCAGAUCUACCGGGACAAGGUCCUGUACGGCUUUGUUCGCCGACCCUGGCUCGCCGCACACGAGAUUUCGCAGUCCGCGAUGCUGGCACUGUAUUGCCUCCGGUUCUACUACGAGAGCAUCGUGGAGUGCUACCAAAUAGGGGAACUGUAUGAGAUGAUGAAAGGCUUCACCGCAAACUUGUUGCACAUCGCCGGCCAGGGCUGGACGGAGGUCAAAAAGCUGGCUGCGCGGUACGAAAGGCUUCUGGCCCCCAUUCUCGAAGCCUUGCUGGGAGAAAGCCAGACUGGCCCGGUCAAGUAUCCGGCCGAGUACGAUGCAGAGCUGAACGCAUAUUUUGACCCCAGCUCUGCUCAUUUGGACUACCUUCACUUUGACAACAACAGUAACAACAGCACCUUGAACAUAGGUGCUAUGGAUGUCAUGGGCCCUGAUGCUUUCAUCUGGGACGAGGAUUUGACCCAUAUUUUUGACGCGGGCGAUUUGUUCGAUUGGAAUAUGGAGGCAUCAUCUCUGACCAUGCCUGAAGUUGAACCCGUCAAUCAUGAAAACCUCAUGAUGACCGUUGCCUAA
Molecule: messenger RNA, 1842 nt
Organism: Cladophialophora immunda
Lineage: Eukaryota; Fungi; Ascomycota; Eurotiomycetes; Chaetothyriales; Herpotrichiellaceae
Exons: 1
Coding region: 1-1842 (613 amino acids)
Biological process (GO): DNA-templated transcription; positive regulation of transcription by RNA polymerase II
Molecular function (GO): sequence-specific DNA binding; DNA-binding transcription factor activity, RNA polymerase II-specific; zinc ion binding
Source: RefSeq, a predicted model, not a curated record